Gamsiella multidivaricata is the source of this 1111-nucleotide messenger RNA. RefSeq lists its product as uncharacterized. The record is from RefSeq and is a predicted model, not a curated record. The coding region runs from base 5 to 1030 and encodes 341 amino acids. NCBI's taxonomy places the organism in Eukaryota, Fungi, Mortierellomycota, Mortierellomycetes, Mortierellales, Mortierellaceae. The transcript has 4 exons.
CAUCAUGUUCACGACCGCGAUCCUUCACCUCCUCUGGGCAUGUCCCAUCAAUGUCUGUACUGACCUGGAGCCCGAAUUUCCGCAGCAAUUCUUCAAAGCCAUGGUGGCAACCUUCUAUUUCAUGGGAGGCCGAUAUGAUCCUGUCUCCAGCCUUUUCGUCUCUGAUAAUUACGGGUUCCUUUUACUGAUGGUCGUCAACCUUUUCUUCACCGGAAUCCUCAUGAUGAAUGUCCUCAUUGCGUUGAUUAAUGUUGCGUUCACCACCGGUGACGAAUCAUGGCAACUGGUUUGGCUCAAGAACAAGCUAAGAUACAUCGAGAGUGCUGAGAAUAUGACUUUUCAUAUCCCAGGCUUUAGAGAGGCCCACGACUGGUUUCCGGACGAGAUAUACUACUCAGCAACGCCUCAGCAGGUGAAGGCCUACGAGGAGAAGUAUCUUGAGAACAGUAACAAGAGCUCUGGUUCUUUGCGAAAGCUGUUUGGGCAGACGUCCUCCACCACCGCAGCUGCAGCUGCGGCUGCUUCUGAUGCCGCCUCUGCCUCUGCCUCUGCCUCUGCUGACGCAACAAUUACAACUCCUCAUUCUCAGGGUGACAGUAGUCCAGCCAAAACAGAUGACGCAGCGACUGCCAACACAUCAUCCAAAGAGGAUAUAGAGAUGCCACGGGGAGCAGAUGAAGACGACUUGGACGCAAGAAUUCAGAGGAGUAGGUUUUUAAGGGGGAGGGUGAAGGAAAGAGUGAAGGAAAGAGUGGGGGAAGGGCAGGAGGACAUGUUGAAGGAACUAUUGACGGUACAGCUGAAGGAGCACUUGGCAGUACAACUGAAAGAGGAACUGACAGUGCAGUUGAGGGAACAAUUAACAUUGCAACUGAAGGAGCAAUUGGCAUUGCAGCUGAGGGAGCAGCUGGCAAUACAACUGAAGGAAUUACUGGGGACACAAUUAAAGGAGCAAAUGGCAGCGCAGCUUGAAUCGUUGCAGGAUAACCUGGUGAACCUAUUAACAGCCAAGUCCCAAGAUAACGCGUAGAACAACGACCGUAUCUUUUUCCUUUUUUUUUUUUAAGGCCGUUCAGGUCGUCUGCGCCCAAGUGAUAUCGCGCUUAGAUUC